Molecule: messenger RNA, 807 nt
Organism: Acanthosepion pharaonis
Lineage: Eukaryota; Metazoa; Mollusca; Cephalopoda; Sepiida; Sepiidae
Source: the annotation of a GenBank genome assembly
AUGCGAAAAAAGUUCAUAUCUAUAUUUCCAUCUAAAUCAUUCCAUUCAUAUCUAUCUAUUCGUCUGUCUGUCUCACUCUGUUCAUAUCUAUCUAUCACUGUAUAUUCAUAUCUAUCUAUCUAUCUAUCUAUCUAUCUAUCUAUCUAUCUCAUUCUCUUUAUAUCUAUCUAUCUAAUUCAUAUUUAUAUCUCUUUUUGUUCAUAUCUAUCUAUCUAUGUAUCUCAUUCUCUUUAUAUCUAUCUAUCUAUCUCAGUCUGUUCAUUAUCUAUCUGUCUAUCUAUCUAUCUAUCUAUCUAUCUAUCUAUCUAUCUAUCUAUUUAUCUAUCUCAUUCUCUUUAUAUUUAUCUAUCUAUCUAUCUAAUUCAUAUUUAUAUCUCUUUUUGUUCAUAUCUAUCUAUCUAUCUAUCUAUCUAUCUAUCUAUCUAUCUCAGUCUGUUCAUUAUCUAUCUAUCUAUCUAUCUAUCUAUCUAUCUAUCUAUCUAUCUAUCUAUCUAUCUCAGUCUGUUCAUUAUCUAUCUAUCUAUCUAUCUCAUUCUCUUUAUAUUUAUCUCUCUAUCUAAUUCAUAUUUAUAUCUCUUUUUGUUCAUAUCUAUCUAUCUAUCUAUCUAUCUAUCUAUCUAUCUAUCUAUCUAUCUCAUUCUCUUUAUAUCUAUCUAUCUAUCUAUCUAUCUAUCUAUCUAUCUAUCUAUCUAUCUUAUUCAUGUUCCUAUCUAUUUUCGUUCAUAUUUAUCUAUAUAUUUAUUUCAUUUUCUAUCUAUCUAUCUAUCUAUCUAUCUAUCUAUCUAUCUACUAUUCAUAUCUAUAUAA